Molecule: messenger RNA, 867 nt
Organism: Trichophyton verrucosum HKI 0517
Lineage: Eukaryota; Fungi; Ascomycota; Eurotiomycetes; Onygenales; Arthrodermataceae
Product: RNA polymerase II mediator complex subunit Soh1, putative
Exons: 3
Coding region: 1-867 (288 amino acids)
Biological process (GO): regulation of transcription by RNA polymerase II
Cellular component (GO): core mediator complex; mediator complex
Molecular function (GO): transcription coregulator activity
Source: RefSeq, a predicted model, not a curated record
AUGGGCAGUCGAAUAGUUAGAGUCGACGAAGAGAAUAAGAGAGUGAAGAGAAUAAGAGAAGGUGAUGAAGAAGAGAAGAAGAAGAAGAGAAGUGGUGAAGAACUUUUGGCUCAGGAGUUACUCUUUUGGCUCUUUUGGCUCUUUGGCUCUUUGGAGCUACCACUCUCUCUAUUACUCUAUUACUCUCAGGCACUCUCUCUCUCUACUCUCUUACUCUACUGUCUUCUCUACCACUACUACUCUACCACUGUCUACCACUACUCUUCCACUACAGUCUACUCUACAGUCAUGAUGAACCCGCCGGCGCCGUCAAGUCCUCGCUUCACGCUCGAGCUCGAGUUCGUCCUCUCGCUGGCCAACCCGCACUAUCUCUCGCACCUCGCCGUCGCCCACCCGCAGCUGCUCGGCAUCACCAGCUCCAGGGACAACGACUCUAAAAACGACUCUAAAAACAGAGACUCUACAAACAGAGACAGAGACAGCAAGGAAAAAGACGACAGCGAGGCCUUUGCCGCCUACCUGGCCUACCUCUACGACUACUGGCGGCGCCCCGAGUACGUCCAGUUCCUCUCGCAUCCGGGGGCGACGCUGCGGGCGCUGCGGCUGCUGCAGGAGGAGGCCUUCAGGGUCGCCGUCAUCCGGCCGCAGGUGAUAGACAUGCUCAUCGUUUCUGCAGGCGAGAAAAAGAACAACAUCACAACUCGCAAGACGGACGGCGGACGACGGACCACAGGGCUGGACAGAGGACAGAAGAGACAGAGAGACAGACAGAAGGAUACUCAGAGGAUACUCAGAGGAUACACAGAAGAGAAAAGAGAAGAGAAGAGAAGAGAAGAGAAGACAGAGAGAUCCAUGGGUCGUCCCUAG